AUGCCGACCUUUACUGCCAUAGCAUUUGAUAGGUUGAUAGAGCCUGGAGCUUCGAAACCUUCUUAUAAAUCUGCUCCGGUGCCGAUGCCUGUCCCAAAGAAGCUCCAGAGGCUAAAUAGUGAACCGACAGUAGUAAAGAAGCCCCCUCCUCGUCCUCAAUUAAAACCAGCACUCUAUGCCACACCUGAGGUGACGCCGCUUCCAGAUGCACCUUCUUCAUUCCCUCCUUCUCCGUACAUUGUCAAUCACAAACGCCGUGGCCCACGUCUCUUGAAGAGUUCUUCUGAGGCCAAUGUGCAGGCGAAGCAGAAGGAUCUUGAUGAUGCAAAUAAUAAUGGUAAGAUUAAUGAUUCUGUCGUUGCCAGUUCAGACGGUGAUCUCCAAGUAGCUUCUGCAAACGCCGAACCUGUUAUUGCUGAGGAGGAGCAGGUGAAUGGUGUACAUGAUAAUGGCCUUGGUAGCGACAAUGGUGGUGACCUUGGGCACAGAGACAGGGAAAGUGAAAGUAGUGGUGUUCCUAAUGGGUUACAUAAGGAUAAAGUGCUGGCAUCAAAUUUGGAAAGAGACGGUGAGACUGAAGACUUUUUUGAUCCACACGAUUCAAUGAGUUUCAAAAGUGGCACAGAUGGUGAGGAUAAUACAGGCAUGGAACAAGCUGUGAAACGUUCAGAAUUUUUUGAUGCUUGGGAAGAACUCUCUUCUGACAGUGGGACUCAAAAUUCUCACCGUGAUGUUGAAGCUGAUUUGCGUGAAAUAAGGUUGAGUCUAUUGAUGGAGAUAGAGAAGCGGAAGCAGGCUGAAGAAUCCCUUAACAGCAUGCAAAACCAGUGGGAGAGACUUAGACAAGGGUUAUCUCAUAUGGGAAUUAUUUUGCCGGCUGACCUUACUACCGAGGAUCCGCCGCCGAGUUCUGAUCCUCUGGAAGAUGUAUUUCAGCAACUUUACAUUACUAGGUUUAUAUCAAACAGCAUUGGGAGAGGAAUUGCCAGGGCAGAAGUGGAAAUGGAGAUGGAAGCUCAAUUAGAGACAAAGAACUUUGAGAUUGCUCGACUGUUGGAACGUCUCCACUGUUAUGAGACCAUGAAUAGGGAGAUGUCUCAGAGGAACCAGGAAGCAGUAGAGAUGGCACGGCGUGAGAGACAAAGAAGGAGUAGGAGGCAGAGAUGGAUUUGGGGCUCCAUUACUACCACGCUUGUACUUGGUACUGCAGCAAUAGCAGGGUCCUAUCUCUCGGUGGGUAGAGGAUCAACAUCUGCAGUUCAUGAUCCGAUUCUUGAACAUGAUGAUGCAGCCAACUAA
Molecule: messenger RNA, 1299 nt
Organism: Sphenostylis stenocarpa
Lineage: Eukaryota; Viridiplantae; Streptophyta; Magnoliopsida; Fabales; Fabaceae
Source: the annotation of a GenBank genome assembly